UUCCUGUUGAAUUUCUCUCUCCUGCUUAGGCUCGCUGAUUGCAUGGCAUAUUUGUGGAACUGUUCCCAGAACAGAAGCCCCGCUCUGAGACCCCCUCAUGGAUGAAGCAAACCUGACAUCUCUCAUCCCUGAAACACCAGGGAACACUUCCAGCCAUAGGAACACUUCCUCGGGAGAUGUGGAUCGGAAAAUCCCAAUCGUGCACUGGGUCAUCAUGAGCAUCUCUCCCCUGGGCUUUGUGGAAAAUGGAAUUCUCCUGUGGUUUCUCUGUUUCCGAAUGAGGCGGAACCCCUUCACCGUCUACAUCACCCACCUGUCUAUUGCCGACAUCUCUCUGCUCUUUUGUAUCUUUAUCUUAUCGGUUGACUAUGCUCUGGAUUACGAGCUCUCUUCUGGGUACUAUUACACCAUCGUAACGUUGUCGGUGACCUUUCUGUUUGGCUACAACACGGGCCUCUACCUCCUGACAGCCAUCAGCGUAGAGCGUUGCCUGUCGGUCCUGUACCCCAUCUGGUACCGCUGUCACCGGCCCAAGCACCAGUCCGCCUGUGUCUGUGGCCUGCUCUGGGCCCUUUCCUGCUUGGUGACCACCAUGGAGCAUGUCAUGUGCAUAGACAUUGGGAGGAAGGGCCAUUCCCAGAGUGACUGCAGGGCCGUCAUUAUUUUCAUCUCCAUCCUGAGCUUCCUCGUGUUCACGCCUCUCAUGGUGGUCUCCAGCGUGAUCCUGGUGGUGAAGAUCCGCAGGAACAGCUGGACUUCUCACUCAUCCAAACUCUACAUAGUCAUCAUGGUCACCAUCAUCAUCUUCCUCAUUUUCGCCAUGCCCAUGAGACUCCUUUACCUCCUGUACUACGAGUACUGGCCAACUUUUGGCAACAUGCACCAUAUUUCCCUUCUCUUCUCCACCAUCAACAGCAGUGCAAACCCUUUUAUUUACUUCUUUGUGGGCAGCAGCAAGAAGAAACCGUUCAAGGAGUCCUUAAAGGUUGUCCUCAACAGGGCUUUCAAAGAUGAGAUGCAAGUGAGACGCCAGGAAGACAACCCUGAUGUGAUCGCUGUGGAGACAGUGGUCUGAAGCUCAGGGUCUUCCUCUUGGGGAUUUGUGCUGCUUGACACUCCAGAUGGGGAGUCGGACAUCUCCUGGACAAUCCCUGGAAUGCACUGUAACCUGAUUUUAUAUAUGGGAUAGCUGGCGUCCUUACCAGAUGCAGGUAGAUUAUUGGAUUGUACCCUUGAGCCGUGACUUCUGGACCUGCCUACUCUUACGUCACGCCUCCAUUAAUUUUGUACCUUCCUCUACCCUCUAAGAUUGUGUGAUGGCAUUAUCCCAAGGAGUGUAAGAUAAGACUUUUAGAUGAAAGAUUUACAAAUAUUCCCAGAAAAAAAACCAACAGAAGUAUUUAUUAGAAGUUGGAUUCUUUUGAAAGAGUAAAAGGGAAAAAAGGAAAAAAAAAACUAAUUUUAUCAUGUAUACUUUAUUGUUUUAAAGGUUUUAUUUUAAAUACAUUUUUCCUUUGUAGUAUUUAAACCCAAUAGAGAAACAUUGAAAUUCUGUGCAGCUUCUGCAAACUUGAAAUGGUAACUCCUAAUAUGUUAGGCAAUAAUCUUAGGGUAGCAUGAUAUAAUAGACAGAUGGAUGGCUUUAGGAUUAAGAAAGCCUGUGUUUAAGUUCAAUCUCUGAUGUGUUCUAGUUGUGUCAACACAGGAAAAUCACUUAAGCUCUCAGUGUCCCAGGCAAUCAUCUAAGACUAUAAAUUACAAAUGAGUUGUUGAUCUGUGCCAAUAGAAGGACUUGCCACACUGGGAUCUUUCCACAAUGGUAAGAUUGGGGGAGGAAACAAUUAGAGUAUGAACCUUUCUCCCAAAUUAGAGGAUAGAAUCCUAUAGCUUUUUUUGGAAGAAAUCUUGAUUUAAAGAAUUGUAUUUUUGAGUCCUUUGUAUUGUAUAUAAACAUUGAUAAGUAGAAUUAGAUAUAUCCAUCCAUCGGGUUGAAUGAAAUGAGUUUUCAUUUAUGGAAGAAGACUUUUUCUCAGAGCCAGUUUCCUUUGAGCUCUAUCUCUCCAAGACAUUUCCUUGCUGGGUUUGUUUUUUUUUUUUCUGGAAGAAGUCAUGUGGUAGGGAAGGGUACAAGGGAGUAUUAUGGGGAAAUGAUGUUGGUAGGCAGGAAACAGGACUUUUCCCCCCCAAGAACUUUCCCAGCAUCAUUGCCCACUCCCCAUCAUUUCAGAACUCAUGUACAAGGAUAUACGACUAUUUCAAGACUGUCUGCACUAUCUUGCACUGCACGUCCUUAUUAUUAGUUGUAAUGUGUGAAAUGUGCAAUUUAGAGACUCCAUGCUAUGUUAACUUGCCUUCUGUCCCCUUUUCCAAAAACCUCAUAGAGAUAAAGUGUUUCAAGUGGCAAUUUGACCGAGCAAAAUAACUACAUUCUUAAAUGAGGCUUAUUAGUUUUUGUUUUAAUUACAUAUUUCUAAAAGGAUGAGAGAAGCAAUGAUGAAAGAGACUAUUAUUAUGGUCUUUCUUCUCCAAUGGCCUUCUCCAGGAAAAUAAGGAUGGCUCUUUUCAGUAGCCUCAGAGGGGUGAGCUACAACCUCUCCUGCCGUGGCCAGCCUCAUCCCAACUGCCAACAAAGUUCAGCUCCAAGGCUCUUAACAGUGAGUGACAACAUCUGAUUCACAGAGAAGGCAGCUUGAUUCUUAGAGCCCAGAUGGGGUGUGUGGUGGUGACAUUUAGAAUGGACUUGUUUUUGAGGGAAAACAUGGCAUCUUCACAGAGAAAGUGCAGAAUAAAUAAUGGAGAACUAGGGAACUGUUUUCUCACUCUCACCAAAUCAUAGAAGACAGUAUUAGUUUCAAAGCAGAAUGGCUCAAAACUAUCUUUUCUCAAAGGGAUUUUGGAGUUUCUUGAAACAUUUCUAAGGGAAAUUUGGAAAUGUUAAGCUACACUUAAUUCCAUCCUUCAAAUAAGGUGAAGUUGAAUAUGAAUGUGAACAGGAAUAUAUAACCUUUUAAUAAUGCUGCUUUUAAAAAACUGGAAUUCAAGUUUCAGAUUAAUCUUUCAGUGUUUGAGAAAUCAACUGAUUUUCCUUCUUUCUAUAUCUCCUUCUAUCCCGUCCUAAGGGUGCUGGUAAAUAUUUAAUGAUCAGCUUUGGGGCAAACAUAUAUAUGUUAGCAUACACUUUUCAAUUUAAUCUACUGUAUUAGAUUUUCUCUGUUAAUUUCUCAAGUCUAGAAAAUCAACAAAACAAGAUAAACCCUGAUUUGUAAGGUUUUUUGAUUUCUGGGGUAUAAAUACUUACACUAAAAAUUUAAACAUAAAUUCUCAAGGCUUUCCAAUUGUCGCCAGCACAUCUCUAAUUCUCUUCCCACUUCACCCAUUGCCUUCCAAGUUAAAAAAAAAAAAAUGAAUUGUCAACUGCAAACUACAAAAGAUAAUAUACCAGAAAACUUAAACAAAGUAAGUGAACAACUAGUAAAUAAUCUUAUCAAAAUUUCACAUGUAGAAGAAGGUCUACUAUGUCUGCUAUUGUUAGGGUACACAGACUUACAUCAUUGUAAACACUUAAUUCCCUUGCCAGAAUAGAAUGUAAGCUCUUUGCAGUAGGAAUUGUUGUUAUUUUCUUUGUACAUAUAUCUCAAACACUUAGCACAGUACCUGGUCCAUAAGUGGCGUUUAAUAAAUGCUUAUUUAUCAAUUGAUUGCAAAAUUAUGAUUAUUUCUGAAGUUUGCUAUAUGUUGUUAUAAUCCAAGAUAGUAUAAAAUGUGUCAUAAUGAGAGAAGAUAUUUCAGAGGUAUUCAGAAGAGGGAAAAAUCACUUCUAGCUAAUGUGACUAAGGGCAGCUUCUGGGAAGAAAGCUAUUUGAGCAGAGGAUUGAAGUUUUGAUGAAACUUUGCUUCAGCUGGUAGAGAUGGAAACAAGUGUAUUCCAAGCAAAAAGAAUGGUAUGAUCAGAAGCAAAAGAUGGAUGAAAGUUCAAAGCAUAUUUGGGGAACAACACAUGACCCAGUUUGGCUGGAACAUGGAGAAUUUGGAAAAUAAUGUUGGAGAAAUACAUUGGGAGUGGAUGAAGGAAAAAUUUUUGGGUUUUUU
Messenger RNA from Sarcophilus harrisii (Tasmanian devil), 4089 nucleotides. It is a transcript of the gene MAS1, whose product is annotated as MAS1 proto-oncogene, G protein-coupled receptor. Gene Ontology annotation, cellular component: membrane. Gene Ontology annotation, biological process: G protein-coupled receptor signaling pathway. NCBI's taxonomy places the organism in Eukaryota, Metazoa, Chordata, Mammalia, Dasyuromorphia, Dasyuridae. The transcript has a single exon. The record is from RefSeq and is a predicted model, not a curated record. Gene Ontology annotation, molecular function: angiotensin receptor activity. Bases 98 to 1075 code for a protein of 325 amino acids.